GAACCAUAAUACUAAUAAAGAUUUCGGCAAAUUCGUCUGAGUGUGAUAAAUUGAUAACAACAUUAAAAUUUUGCACGUAUAAUACGGCAAAUACGCUUUUGUGAAUUUAUAAUAUCUGUUAAUCAACAAAAUUCAUCAUGUCAUCUUGGAUUCCGAUGGAAUCUAAUCCAGAAGUUAUGACAAAGUUUUUACAUAAAUUAGGCGUAGCAAAAGAUUGGUCUGUUGUUGAUGUUUAUGGUCUGGAACCUGAUCUGUUGGCACUUGUACCUAAACCAGUUGUUGCUGUUAUUUUGCUAUAUCCUUUAUCCAAAAAGGGUGAUAAUAGCUUAGAAGACAAAGAAUCAGAAGAAGAAGAUGUAAGUAUUCCUAAAGAUCCAGAAGUUUUUCAUAUGAAACAGUACAUUCAUAAUGCCUGUGGUACAAUCGCAUUAAUUCACAGUGUUGGCAAUAAUCGAGACAUCAUAGAUCUUCAGGACGGUUUCCUAAAAACCUUUUUAGAUGAAGCGAAAAAUCUUUCUUAUAUGGAAUGUGGGAAGCUUUUAAUGGAGUCCGACGGUAUUAGUAUCACUCAUAAAGAUGUGGCACAAGAGGGUCAAACAGAGGUACCAAGCGAUGAAAUACCAGUGUACCAUCAUUUUGUAGCACUUAUACACAAAAAUGGAGUAUUAUAUGAAUUAGAUGGACGUAAACCUUCUCCUAUUAAUCAUGGUACAACUAGUCCAGAAACACUGUUAGAAGAUGCAGCACGUGUUUGUAAAGAAUAUAUGGCUCGUGAUCCAGAAGAAGUGUGUUUCACAGUUCUUGCUCUUGCUAAUAGCGAUGCAGGAGCAUUGUAACUCACUAAAUACAAUGUAGCAUAUCCAUUUUAAGAUAACUGUUGAAAUAAUUUAUUUUAUACAUUAUACAUGUA
Bombus impatiens (common eastern bumble bee) is the source of this 910-nucleotide messenger RNA. RefSeq names its product ubiquitin carboxyl-terminal hydrolase (gene Uch). Gene Ontology annotation, cellular component: cytoplasm. The coding region runs from base 138 to 836 and encodes 232 amino acids. NCBI's taxonomy places the organism in Eukaryota, Metazoa, Arthropoda, Insecta, Hymenoptera, Apidae. Gene Ontology annotation, biological process: protein deubiquitination; ubiquitin-dependent protein catabolic process. The transcript has 9 exons. The record is from RefSeq and is a predicted model, not a curated record. Gene Ontology annotation, molecular function: cysteine-type deubiquitinase activity.